Lepisosteus oculatus (spotted gar) is the source of this 2180-nucleotide messenger RNA. It is a transcript of the gene nat16l, whose product is annotated as N-acetyltransferase 16, like. Lineage: Eukaryota; Metazoa; Chordata; Actinopteri; Semionotiformes; Lepisosteidae. Gene Ontology annotation, molecular function: acyltransferase activity, transferring groups other than amino-acyl groups. The record is from RefSeq and is a predicted model, not a curated record.
CCUCGGUCUUUUUUUAAAGGAUCGUUUAAAUACCCUUUUAACAUUUAAAUGGCAUUUGUGUUACAGCAUUCGUGUUAAAUACUGUGUUCGCACAACGCCAUCGAGGAAGAAUCGCUCGGAGGAACGCAGAAAAUACAUGUAUUUUCCCAGUGCGUACAUAACACCAGCGAUUCCCUCCCAAACUUCUCUUAUUUGUGUGCUCAGCUGUCAAGCGGCAGUCUCAGCUCUACACGAUCACUCGCCCUCCUAAAACAUGGCGGACGGCCGCUGCGGUAUUGACAUCAGUGUCCCGUGCUGCUGCGGAGCCAGGAAGUGCACGCAGUUAGGGUCAGAGCCAUGUGAGGGAGCUUAGGAGAGGGAGAGGCAGCGGGCGGGGAAAGGACUUGGGAGAGAGGGGUUAGAGUCCAGGAGAGCCCGGCGUCACCGAACUAGAUCAGACCGUCUCUUCCUAUUCAGCUGUGUUUACGAAGUCGGUAUUUCAUCGAGUCCUUCAUACGGAGCUGGAACGGUAACGGUGGACGGCGAUGGCGGCCGCAGCCACACUGGGGGCGAGCGAGGGGCUGGACUUCAGUCUGGCGGGCCCGGAGGACUACGAUGACGUCAUGUCCAUGUCGGAGGGCAUCUACCAGGGCAGCGACUACCUCCCCGCCCGCUACCACGCCUGGCUGAAGGAGCCCAACAGGCUCAUCUUCCUCGCCAGGAGACAGGGCAAGCUGAUCGCCCUGGAAUCCACUUUUGUGGUUGACGACGGCAAGACGGUGCUUGUGGAGGGGCUGCGGAUGGCGCAGAGCGAGAGAGGGCGCGGGGUGGCGGGGGUCGUGCAGAGGUUCAUUGACCAGUACGUCAGACGGCACUUCCCCCAGGUCAGGGUGAAAAGGCUGACCCGAGGAGAUGACCCAGGACCCGAGCAGCUGGCCAAAUACCGCCUGCUGUCCCAGCAGGCGGUGCUGUCUCUGAAGGGCGCGGCAGGCUGUUUCGAGGGGCUCGUUGCCGACUUACAGGACAAGCUGACCGCCGGGGAAGGGGGGCCCGUCCCCCAGCCCGUCGCCCUGGAGGGAAGGAACGAGCUGGGGGCCGUGCUGCUGAGCCCCCACGCCUCCCAGAACCUGCUGCGGGGGGGGCUCAUCAUCCAGGACUGGCAGCCCCUCGAACCCCUGCCAAGUAACCUGGAUGUCCUCGCGGGCAGGAGCCUGACCUGCCUGGUGGACAGGAAGGUGUGUCCCACUGGACUGAGCAUCUGCACAGCACCUUACCCCAUCCCUUAUGGGGGUGGGUCCCUGCGCCUCAAUAUUGACCUGUAUGGGACCGACCUCCAGGUGGCUCAGAGGCUGCUGACGUCCCAGCUGGAGAGGGUGAGGGGGGCUCUUAGGGGGCUCGUCAUCCUGAACAUCUACAUGCACCCGACGCUGUGGGAACCGAUGGAACGCUUCUGCCAAAACUCGGCAGGAGUUGGGAGGUUCCGGCCCCUUUGGAAGCAGGUGGCCCUGGAGAGGGAUCUGUAAGAGGAGACAGGCCCAGCGUGCUCAGAGCCAGCCUGAUGUUUUAGAGAUGCUGGCAUUCUGACCAAUUUCCUUGCAUAACUCCUUACUGAGCUUCUUCUAAAAGAAAAGAUCCUGCUUCAGACACGUGAGGCAGGGGUAGGCAACUCCAGUCCUCCAGUUCCUGAAGGUUCUCCAGAUGUCUUUCGGGUUUGCAGACGAUCCAGACCAGGAAAACACAGCUGAUUCAUCCGCUUAUCCUCUAAUUAAAUUCAAUUAAGGCCUUAAUGUCUGAGAUGGAAUGGAAACCAAAAACAAAAUAGCAAUUGAGGCCUGAAGGUUGCCUGUCUCCUGCUGUCCAAUUUAGUUUGAUUUUCACUGGGGGAAACGCGACACCAAGUGUGUGUGGCUGUUAUGUUGCGCCAAGUGGUGUUUCCAAAAAUCACAUGUGACAUUAACCACUUUCUACAUACCCGCCAUUACAUACACACCCACACUGUAGGGAUGCUGACCCUUAAAAAAAGAUUGCAUUUCUCACUGAUCAAUAAAUGGAUAGUAUGGGACGUAUACAAUGCUGCGCAAGGUUGAAAUCAUUAACAUAACUAAUAGCCAAAUCCUGUUCAUCAUAGUACAGCUGUAAAUUGUAACGCGUUUUACAGCCGUUUUUAUUAUUUUACAAUAAAGUUUAUGACACUCACUCUU